Malassezia vespertilionis is the source of this 909-nucleotide messenger RNA. RefSeq lists its product as uncharacterized. The transcript has 4 exons. Lineage: Eukaryota; Fungi; Basidiomycota; Malasseziomycetes; Malasseziales; Malasseziaceae. Gene Ontology annotation, biological process: coenzyme A catabolic process. Gene Ontology annotation, molecular function: acetyl-CoA hydrolase activity; coenzyme A diphosphatase activity. The record is from RefSeq and is a predicted model, not a curated record. Bases 1 to 909 code for a protein of 302 amino acids.
AUGGAAGCUGCGCUCCGGGCCCUUGGCAUCCCAGACCCUGUGAUCCAGCUUGCAGACCGCCAGGCACGAGAGGCGAUCUUGCGUCUGCAUGCGUACAAGCCGCAGAACGACGGGCCUUUACCGCGCGCAUUGCAGUCCAAAAUUCCCGCGUACCGCAGCGCCGGCCUCUUGGUCCCUGUGCACGUUGGCAACGACGGCAGGCUGCAUGUACUGCUUACUGUGCGUGCACAAGGCCUCAAUAGUCAUGGCGGCGAUACUGCGUUUCCAGGCGGGCGAUUCGAGCUCUACGACAAAGAUAUCGAGUAUACUGCGCGACGCGAGGCGUACGAGGAGACUGGCUUACCUAUAAACCCGCGCAUAGUGCUGAAACUAUGUGAGAUGGAGACGUUCCUCUCGGCCAACGAGCUUGCCGUGACUCCGAUUGUCGCGUUCAUCACAGACAUGACACUCCCACUGCGCGCAAACACAAACGAGGUAUCUGCCAUGUUCACCAUUCCUUUCGAGUCUGUGCUCUUUGAAACGCUACCGCCCGCGUUCUACAACAAUAUGGACAUUACACCGCAGAGCGAACGGUACAGCACGCCGCUUCCAGGCUCAACAGAGACGCCAGAAAGCGCCGGCAGCACUGGCGAUGCAACGUGGCACACCGCGUACGACAUUUCAUGGAUCGGAGACGUGCGCAUGCGGAGACACACGUUUUGGGAAGCCAAUAAUCCGAUCCGCGGCCUCACGAGCGACGUAUUGCUGCGUGCGGCAAUCGUUGCGUACGGGCGCGAGCCAACGUACGCCGCCAACGUCAAGGACCAGCCCAGCCAGGCAGCCCUGCUGCGCCUCGCGUUCGCAAGCCCGCACGCAGUGCGCGAACGGAACGUGCGGCCCCGCAUCAGGCCAUGGAAAGCAAAAGUAUAG